Molecule: messenger RNA, 1012 nt
Organism: Dioscorea cayenensis subsp. rotundata (Guinea yam)
Lineage: Eukaryota; Viridiplantae; Streptophyta; Magnoliopsida; Dioscoreales; Dioscoreaceae
Exons: 4
Coding region: 31-879 (282 amino acids)
Cellular component (GO): chloroplast thylakoid membrane
Source: RefSeq, a predicted model, not a curated record
UCUUAUCCUCCCACCACCUCAUGUCACACGAUGCUCCACUCCCACCACCGCCUCCUCUCCUUCUCCCCACCGCCUCCCAUCUCCGUCCACCGCCACCGCUCAUUCCCCAACCCUCCUCCCCUUCCCCACCGCCGCCGCCCCGUAUUCCUCCUCUGUGCCCAGCCAUCCCUAGCCGAGUCUCUCGAUCCCAUUCCACCGCCACAACCAUCAGAUGAACCCCCGGUCGACGAAGGUCCGAUCGAGAUCCUUUCCUCCAAGCCCCCCGUUUUCUCCAAGGAUGACAACCCUUCCCCUCUUCAGGUCACAACUAGUGUCCUCCUCACCGGCGCCAUCUCCGUCUUCCUCUUCCGGGCCCUCCGCCGCCGCGCCAAGCGCGCCAAGGAACUGAGGUUGAGAUCGACGGGGGUGGAGAAGACGAAGAACUUGAAGGACGAGGCAUUGGAGAAAUUGAGGGCCAUCGGAGCUACUCCGGUGGAGCCUGAUGUCCCUCCGUCGCCUGUUCAGGCAUUGUUAGGUGGGAUUGCGGCCGGUGUCAUUACUGUCAUCUUGUAUAAAUUCACUACUACUAUUGAAGCUUCUCUUAAUCGUCAGACCAUUUCCGAUAAUUUCUCGGUUCGUCAAAUGACGAUAACAAUUAGGACUAUUGUGAAUGGUUUAUGCUAUCUCGCAACCUUCGUUUUCGGAGUCAAUUCUGUUGGCUUGAUUCUAUACGCAAUUCAGCUUUCUUUCAGUUCUUUGACAGAGAACUUAAAUAGCCCAAAGUCAGCUGAAGAUGAUCGGCAGGUAAAUAAUGCUAUGCUUUCUACUGAAAAUUCUGUAGAUAAUAUUGAGUCAAUAAGUGAAGACGUGCAAGGCAGCUCAAAAGACCCCACAAAGUAAUUGAGUUUUAGGGCAGAAGUCUUGGAUCUGUCACUUAAAAUAUGCUUUUUAUUCCUUAUAUUUAAUUUGAUAUCUAUUCACCAUGCUUAUGUAAUUCAUGUACAUAGAAUUACAAAAAAAAAUAAAUAAAUAA